AUGAGCGGUCCACAACAAGCAACUUUCGGCGGUAAAGACCCAAAGGCCCAAAACGAGGUUGAGAAGCAGGCUCAAGACAUCCAGCGCCAACAAGAGACCAACAAGGGUGGUGCUGCUGGCCGUGAAGGUGUUGCUUCUACCAACCCAGCCGACUACGACUCUAGAGGUGGCGCCGGCGGUGGUUCAAUGAACGACCCAAAGAUGUAA
Molecule: messenger RNA, 207 nt
Organism: Wallemia ichthyophaga EXF-994
Lineage: Eukaryota; Fungi; Basidiomycota; Wallemiomycetes; Wallemiales; Wallemiaceae
Exons: 2
Coding region: 1-207 (68 amino acids)
Source: RefSeq, a predicted model, not a curated record